Molecule: messenger RNA, 1501 nt
Organism: Ipomoea triloba (trilobed morning glory)
Lineage: Eukaryota; Viridiplantae; Streptophyta; Magnoliopsida; Solanales; Convolvulaceae
Product: putative disease resistance RPP13-like protein 3
Exons: 2
Coding region: 68-1501 (477 amino acids)
Biological process (GO): defense response to other organism
Molecular function (GO): ADP binding
Source: RefSeq, a predicted model, not a curated record
UGCACUUCAGUGUAAAGUUUGGGGUCUUAUUUGACCCUUUUCCCUAAAAAAAUUGUAUUCGCAUUUCAUGUUUCUUGACAGUAGAGAGAGAGAGACAGACAGAGCAAUGGUGCGAGUGUUGGACAAUGUGGUAGAGGAUGUGGCAUCCAAGGCAGUUUACAAGCUGGUCCAAACUGUAGCAGCCAAUAUAGACCUGGUUCGUGGCAUAGGUUCUGCGAUACAGGAUCUAACCUCCGACAUUGAAACCUUUAACGCCCGGCUCGUGGAUGCUUCCAUGAACCCAAGGGCCAACCAACUCCAAGUUGUGAAAGUAGUAGUGAAAAAAUUCCGGGCUGUUGUGAAUGAAGCCCAGGAUGCAAUUGCCAAGUACAUUGCUUUGAACAAAAAGCAUGAAGACAAUGCUUUGGCAAAAUGUUUGGAUUUUAUUCCAUUUCCAGUUUGUGAAAAUACCAAUGUCUGCGCGAAUGAGAUCCGGUCCAUUAGAACAAAGGUGAAUGCACUUUUCCAAGUCCACGAAAAAGACCUUGUAUCCCUCGUGAGCUACAAAAACAAUGCACAAGACAAUAAUGGCCUGAAACCUCUCCAGGAUCAACCAAUAGUUGAGGAAGAUUAUGUAAUAGGCUUUGAAGAUGAUUUGACGACUAUAAAGGCUCGUCUCAUUGAACCAUCCAACAAUAUUGUUUUCAUCCCAAUUGUUGGGAUUCCUGGAACAGGAAAAACUACAUUUGCUUACCAGAUCUUUAAAGACCCCAACAUUCUCAACAAAUUCGUACAUCCCAUUUGGGUUCAUGUUUCACAAAGCUUUGAUAGGAGACAAAAGUUCAUCGAGAUUCUUUGUCAAAUUACCAAGCGUGCAGAGGACUUUAGCAAGGUAACUGAAGAUCAGUUGAAAAAAAGAAUAAAGGAUCUCUUAAAGGAUAAAAGAUACUUAAUUGUAUUGGAUGAUAUAUGGGAAAAAAAGGAUUUGGAUUCUUUAAAAGUUGCAUUCCCUAACAACUCUCAAGGAAGCAGAGUCUUGGUAACCACACGAUUCCAUAAUGUGGUUGAUUCUAUUGGGAAGCCCCAUAUUUUAGAACCGUUAGACCCUGAUGUAAGUUGGAGGAUACUGGAAAUGAAUAUUUUUGGAAAAGAGGGAUGUUGUAAUGACUCAUUGAAAACUCUUGGGGAAGAAAUAGCAAAAAGAUGCAAUGGACUCCCACUUGCUCUAGUGGUGGUGGCUGGUAUCCUGCAGAAAACUAGAACUCAUACUGAUUGGAAACGAGUGGCUGAAAAUCCUUUUCUAGAAAUUAAUCGAAAAGACCAAAGCUACCACAAACUUGUAAUGUUGAGUUAUAACCAUUUGCCUCAUGAGAAGCUGCGAGAUUGCUUCUUGUAUUUUGCAUAUUUUCCCAUGGGACAUGAGAUUGCUACUUCGAAGUUGAUUCAUUUGUGGAUUGCAGAAGAAUUCAUUCCGACGAUAGAUGAAUGGGGAUACACUUUAGUUGAAGGAUCUUGUUGUUAG